UUCAGUGGGUCACUUCGUCUUCUGGGAGAAAGGUGAGACUAUGCUUCAGCCGUACGAUGAUGAUAUGAAUUAAAGUAUUUAGUGAAAAGUUCCACAGGCAUCCGCAACUAACCUUUGAUCGUACACAGAAUUGAGUGAAAUCUUCACAACUGAUUGUAUUAAUAAUGGUUGUUACAUCUAACAGAGCUUUUGAUUGGGUGAUUAUAAAGAUGACAUAGGUGAAGACCUUUUGCUAUACAACAUAUAGCUAGAAUAUUGUUUACCGGAAACAGUAUCCACCACAGUACAGGAUAAUCUUUUCUAGGAAAGACUGAGGCCCAGUGUAAACAUUAGCGUGGUCCACUUAAAAAAAGCAAUAAAACAGACCAGAAACUCCAUUUCAGAACAAUAAAACGGGGUAGAACAAUAAGAUGUUAAACUGCGUUUCAGAACAAUAAAACAGAGCAGACCAAUAAGAUGUUAAACCGCAUUUCAGAACAAUAAAACAGAGCAGAACAGUAAGAUGUUAAACCGCAUAUCAGAACAAUAAAACAAGAUGUUAAACUGCAUUUCAGAACAAUAAAAGGAGCAGAGUAAAACCCCAUUUCAGAACAAUAAAAGAUGGCUUCCGUCACAGAAGAGAUGUGGAUCAAUCUUCCAGAACAUAUAGUGGUACAUAUUUUUUCAUAUCUUCCGUUUCACCAACGAUGUAAAUGUGCUCAAGUUUGUAGAAGUUGGCUAGAGUGUUUCAAUCAACCCUUUCUCUGGAAAACUUUCACUUUUCAAUUUUAUACGGAAAUUGACAAACGCUACCUCAAUUUAUUAAAACAACACGGACAUCACAUGAGAGCAGUGAAAAUUAUCUUGGAUCAACACGAGAAGGUGAAUCGAGAGAAUGCCUGUCAAGUUUUGGAAAUUCUUACGAAAACAGAAAAUCAGAAAGUGUCUUCCUUGUCAGUCGAGUUUAACGGUGAAAAUCCUUUAUUUUAUGGUGGUUUGGAAUUUAUUCAAAGUUUAAAAACAUUUUUUAACUCUGAUGCUACGAAUGCUGGAUUAUUAACUACGGUAGAUUUGGGUGGAUUAUGGGUUGAUUUAACUCAAGAACUUUUAGAUGUUUUAUCGAGUAAUCAUCCAAAUCUCCAGACUCUCAAUAUACAGAAUCGUAGUUUAAUUUGUAAAAUUCAUCCCGAUUGUUUGGUAAGAUUGGUGGGACGAUGUACCAACUUAACACAUCUCAGUUUAUUCUAUUGUAGUCUGUCUGACGAGGUUCUCGACGCGUUAAGCGACGAAUCAAGAAAACCUAUCCAACAUUUAUCUAUCAAGUGCAGGCGCCAGGAGAAGUAUGUUAAAACUUUAUCUCCUGACGCAUGGACCGGACUAGUAAAAAAAUCCCCGAAUCUGAAAGUAACCUUGAUAUUCGAUCACAACUGUCUUCUUCAAAAAGUUUCGUCCAUUUUAUGUCCAGAGAUACCCGUUAGUGAGCUUCGGUUGGAAACUUUUACGAUGCUUUUCGACGAAAUUAACAUGGCGGCUUCGUAUUACAAGCAUACGCUUGAACGCUUAGUUUUACAGACCCGAGGAUCAAAAGAACUUGAAGAGGCAUUGAUUAACAUCGCUACGAGAUGCCAGAAGUUACGGAGUUUGUUGGUUUAUUGUGUAUUAUCCAAAGAAGUUGUAGAGAAUAUUUUAAGCCUGUGUCCUACAUUAAAGGAAAAUAAUAAUUAUAUUUUAAAGUGGACCAAAGAUCCAGAACCGUGGAUUGUUGGGGUUGAGGCAGGAGACUGAAUGAAUUGAUCCAGAUAGUGAUGUCUUCCAGGCCCGUCUUAAUGCAUGGGCAAACUGGGAAAUUGCCCGGAGGCCCCACACUAAUCUAUGUAAGUUGUGACUUGCUGUUAAAGUAGCUACAUGUAAGUCUCUAACUCAAUAUCAUCCAAAGUCUUCGACAUCGAAAACACAAAUUAUUUGGCAAUUUAUAUCAACAUUAAUGCUGUGAUCUUACCGGGAAAAGAUGGGCUUCUGAUAUCCAAUAUUUAAGACAAAAUAAACGUUUUACCAUUCGUGUACCAUAAUGCGUUCCAGUGCCAUUUGUAACAAGGGGCUCGAAGAAUGAGGCUAGACAUAUUCCACAAGUCAUGUCAAACGGUGACGCCAUAGGAUAUGGUCUUAUGGUUCUCUAACCAUGGAAGUUGUUCUUUCUCUUUCUAGAGAGAGAGAGAGAGAAAUGAGGUUUAACAUCCACUCGACACAAACUAGGUCAUUUUGGGACUAACAAUUUUAUUUAUCUCUUACAAUCAAAACCAUGCCACUUGAUUAAAUGACAGACUUUAUGAUCUAAAACACAUGCGUUAUAAAUCAGUCGGCCCACCCACCCCCGCCCCUCUCACUGACAGACCUUAUGAUCCAAAACACAUGCGUUAUGUAUGAACCAGUCAGCCACACACCCCACCAACUCUCAAUGGCAGACCUUAUGAUCCAAAACACAUGCAUUAUAGACCAGCCAGCCACACACCCCACCCCCUCUCAAUGGCAGACUUUAUGAUCUAAAGUGCAUGCAUUAGACAACACACACCCCUCCCCCCAUCAAUUCAAAAUCACACGUAAGAAACAAAAAUUUGUCUUAGGUUAAUUGUUUGUUUUGAUACCAUUAAUAAAUUUUCUAUUUUGUACAUAGUUAGUUUUUUUAAUAGAAAUUGUCUGAAAUGUGUGCCUUAUUAUAUGAAAAGUCCCGGGGAAGAACGAUCUAAGUCACUUUUUAAACGAAACCCAGUUAACAGCGCCAUCUGGUAGCAAAUUGUAUAAGCUUUCUGUGGAACAAUCAAUUUCAGGUAAAAAACGAUCAGAGUCACAUCGAACCAAGGCCCUUCUGAAAUGGCCUCCUGGACAAAUACGUCCAUCGUACCCUUUAUUUGACCUCAAUUUGGCUGAAAAGUGGAAGUCAGUUGUUGUACUGGUAAUUAUGAUUCAUAUUAAAAAUCAUUUUGAAGUUGUAAGUAAACCCACUUGUUAUUCUGUUCGUGUCAAGCAUUUUCGUCAAAAAGUCUGUUUCAGGUAAAAAACGAUCAGAGUCACAUCGAACCAAGGCCCUUCUGAAAUGGCCUCCUGGACAAAUACGUCCAUCGUACCCUUUAUUUGACCUCAAUUUGGCUGAAAAGUGGAAGUCAGUUGUUGUACUGGUAAUUAUGAUUCAUACUAAAAAUCAUUUUGAAGUUGUAAGUAAACCCACUUGUUAUUCUGUUCGUGUCAAGCAUUUUCGUCAAAAAGUCUGUUUUGCCUUUCAUCCAAAAAGACAAAAAUGCGAGGUAGAUCGUUCUUCCCCCUGACUCUUCAAUUGUUAUUUGCUAGUUAUAUCUUGCUUUUAAAUACUUUUAUAAUUUCAUAUUUUCUUAAAACAAUGGAUUUUCUUUUAUCUAAUGUAUAUAAGUUGUUUAAAACAAUAUCUCACAUACCAGUGUGCAAUAACUGUUUUAAUUAUUAGUCGGUAUACUAAUAAAUAUCAUAUACUUUA
Molecule: messenger RNA, 3484 nt
Organism: Patella vulgata (common limpet)
Lineage: Eukaryota; Metazoa; Mollusca; Gastropoda; Patellidae
Product: F-box/LRR-repeat protein 8
Exons: 2
Coding region: 601-1764 (387 amino acids)
Molecular function (GO): protein binding
Source: RefSeq, a predicted model, not a curated record